Messenger RNA from Drosophila eugracilis, 1998 nucleotides. RefSeq lists its product as uncharacterized. The record is from RefSeq and is a predicted model, not a curated record. The transcript has 3 exons. Lineage: Eukaryota; Metazoa; Arthropoda; Insecta; Diptera; Drosophilidae. The coding region runs from base 99 to 1613 and encodes 504 amino acids.
UUAAAGCACGUAGCACACACGAGUCUGUCUAGCAGCUGCUCCGAAAGCCACUCUUGAUCUAAAUUUUAGUACUUAUUUUAAACGCAUUCUAUCUGCGCAUGUUGCGUGCAUUUCUUCGUCCAACCAUGAAGCGGUUUUCCCGACGGCCCGUCUCUGAUGAACAGAAGGCCCAGGCGCAGGCUCAGAUGCGCACCCAAAAUCAAGACCAAGGCCCGAUAGAGAUCUUUCUGUCAGUGGCCACUGUAUCGUCGCUGCCUCAAACCAAUUCGCAACCACAAAUACAGCCAGAACCUCUUCCGCAAGAUCAAAAAGAGAAAGACAAAGAGCUUGUCAAGGAGAAUGAGUCUGAAGCCCUCGAAAGCGGUGCCCAGGGUGAUACCGAACAGUCAGAUAAUGAGGCCGGUCCAGCUUCCUCGACGGUUGUCCAUGCCACCGAAGAGCAAACAAACGAGGGCGAUCCUGCACAGCUGAAGGAGUUAGCUGGACGCAAGCAGAUUGCAAGGCUACUAUCCCGUCUUGGCGAUGGGGCCGAGGGUGAUGGCGAGACCAACCAGAUCGUGAUGGAGUUGCUUGGCAGCCGGGACAAUCCCUCACCGCUUUUACCGCCCUCGGCCAUUGAACGUGUCUCCGAAGAGCAACUGCGCGUGCUGCGGGAGCAGACGCUGAUCGAGGCAGGUAUAUCCACCGGCAACGAGCGCUAUCGCUGCUUCAAAUGUGUCCUCCAGAACUACGCUAAGAUCUACGCAGCGCGCCACUUCAUGGAGAAACUGCCACAGCUAGAUCAACUUAGGCAGGAUGUGGAUGUAGAUCAAAGAGUGUUCGCCCGCGUUGUGGCGGAAGAGGUGUUGCAAAUUCCGGAGCUGCUUCGUCAGCUGUGGUCGUCGUUAGAUAAGAUGGAAUUCUUUAAUGAGGACACCGCGUUCAAGGCAUAUCUAGAGGCCCGGCGCCAUCCGCAGUCGCGCAUUCUUUGCGAACUCAUGCUCACCCGCAUCUCUCGCGUCUUUCUGUGCAUUGUCAGUUCCACGUUUUUCCUAGAUUUUACUGAGCAUGAACUCACGCACAUUCUGCGAAACUGUUACAUCAGCGUCAACUCGGAGAUUGAGAUAUUUCUUUCUGUGGUGCUUUGGUUGGAACACAACUGGUUUGAGCGGGGUGACUGCGCCGAACGCAUCAUGGCGGAGGUGCGCUUUUCCCUGAUGCCGACUUGGUAUCUUUGCACGCUAGAGAGAGCUAAUUGCUGCCGCCACUUUGCUCGGGUGAUUCAUAUUCCUGGGGUGCAGCGUAUGAUUGCCCAAGGCCUGGAAGACGCUGUGACACUUAAGAGUAAGUUCCGCUUAAGUGGUGCCACUGGUGGACCGUCCACUGGUCGCCCACAACACCAGGCGCAAACUCAAGAAGACCCACAGAUGGCCCGCGACUGGAUCGCAGAUACCGAGUGCCGUCACCACCAUAAGCGCCACUGCGACCGUUUCGUUUAUCCUACGUACGACGCAUUCAAGGAAUACCUUGCCAGGAUUAUCUGCUGCGCGCCCAACUAUUGGCGUACAUUCCGACCCGCUAAAGAGGUUUAUCGCAGCGAUUUUCGCUGCUGCUCACCGCCCCAUUUUAACUAGUGCCUGCCUUUAUUUUAUUACUUUCCUGCUCAUCCGUGCAUGUCCGGCUUUCGGCUUUGCGGCUUAAAUUUAUUGUUCGAGGAUUUUUAUUCGGGACCAACGAGAAUCUGUAUGUCCCCGAGCACGGUAUCUUUCUAUAACCACUGUCCUUUUAGCAAUACCAACCCCAAUUUCGUUUCCCCGGCAUGGCAACAGGCAUUGGAUACAGGGACACCAGCGGGGAAGAUCUAUAGUUUUCACUUCAGUGUCUAUAAGCUGUUUAUUAAUAUUUAUGUAAAUUAGUUUCUCGGAGCAAGCAGCACUUGCUACGUAUAUUGAUUGCCUGGAAAGCCAUAAAUUUAGCAAUUUAAACAAAAUAAAUAUUUCGUAGCGAUCAAUAAGCAAA